Molecule: messenger RNA, 1634 nt
Organism: Linum trigynum
Lineage: Eukaryota; Viridiplantae; Streptophyta; Magnoliopsida; Malpighiales; Linaceae
Source: the annotation of a GenBank genome assembly
CUGUCAGUGCAGUCACAUGUGCAUUGUUCAGUUGGUUCGCAAGUCAAAUGGAUUUUACAUUAGUUAAUAGAAAGACGGAAGUUCAUGUUGGAUCUUUGAUCUCAGUGCUGGGUUCAUAUUAUGAAUCAUCACACAUAUCACAUCUAGAUAUUGCCCUCUAUAUUCAGAUUUCGUUUCCUCCACUGCAAAUAUCCCAUCUCUUUUCUUGUACUAUCCCUUCAAAACUCGCUUACAACGGAACCACCCUUUUUGUGCUGCUUUUCCUUGUUUUUCCCUACUAACCAAAAAUGGCAGCUGCUCUCGCUGAGUUGGUCCUCCAUAAGCUGAGUUCCCUUGCUGCUGAUCAGGCAAGCCUCCUUUGGGGUCUCAGAAGCGAGAUUCCAAAACUUGCAAGCACGGUUUCCAGCAUCCAAGCUGUGUUGCUAGAUGCAGAUAAUCAGGCUGGUAAGAGUCAUCAGGUUCAGCUAUGGCUGCAAGGACUGGAAGAAGUCCUUUAUGAUGCUGAAGACCUGCUGGACGAUUUCUCUACAGAGGUUCUCCGGAAGAAACAACAAAUGGAUGUCAAUGGCGUGGUGAAGGAGGCACGUCCUGUGGAUCCAGUUGCUGCUAACAAGGAGUGGAGGCAAACUCACUCUUCUGUCCCUGAUGUGGUUGUUGGGAGAGAAGGAGAUAAGCAGAUGAUAAUAGACAUGUUACUAUCGUCUGGUAAUAAGGAGAAAGUUGUAGUCGUCCCCAUUGUUGGAAUCGGGGGAUUGGGGAAGACAACAGUGGCGCAAUUGAUUUACAAUGACAACAAAAUCCAGUCUCAUUUUGAUUGCACACAUUGGGUAUGCGUCUCUGAAACUUUUGACCCAAAAGCCAUGGUUAAAAAUGUUUUGGAGUCCAUUACCCAACAAAAGGUGGAAGACCUUGCCUUGAACACACUCAAGGAUCUUCUGCACAAGCACAUCAAGAAUAAAAGGUUGUUGUUAGUUUUGGAUGAUGUCUGGAAUGAGGAUACAGAAAAGUGGGUUCGCUUUAUAAAUAUAUUCUCAAGUGGUGCAGCGGAAGGUAGCAGAAUUGUAGUGAGUGACCACUCGUCUUCGAAUUGUUGCAAAGAUGACAGCAACUGAGAUGAUUGGGGCCACAUGAGUUGCAAGGUCUGUCUGAGCUCGAGUCUUGGUCUUUGUUCGAGAAGAUGGCUUUCAAGGGAGGAGUUGCGCCGGGUCCAAGAUAUAUUGAGAUUGGGAAAGAGGUUACGAGGAAAUGUUGUGGAGUGCCAUUAGCUAUAAGAACAAUGGGGGGUCUUCUAUCCUUCAAAGAUACCGAGUCUGAGUGGGAGGCAAUAAGAGAAAAGCAGUUGUUGAGCCUAGAUUUCAGUGGACAAGAUAGUGAAAUUUUGGCUGCUACUCUUAGGUUGAGUUAUGACAAUUUGCCAUCUCAAUUAAAACGUUGUUUCGCCUAGGGCUGAAAAUUGGCCCGACCCGCCCCUGACCCUGUCCUGACCCUGUCUGACCCGCCCCUGAAGGGUCAAGAUGUAUAACUGACCCGCCCCGACCCUGUUUCUUUCAUGAUCCUGUCUGACCCUUUAGGGUCGGGGCGGGUCAGGAAGGGUCGGGUCGGUGGGUCGACCCUAAUAAAUAGACUACUUUUCU